CAACUUCUCAUGUGUUUUCCUCUUUCCUUCAAACCAAGGCACCUUAGUCACUCAUUUUUCUCUCUCUAUUCUGCUUAGUCAGAGAAAACCACUCUUUCUCUCCACUCUCCCACCUUCUCACCCUUUCCGUUGCUCAAACCGUUUCUGCUAUAUAUUUUUCUCUUUUUUUCGUAAGUUUCCGUUAUGGGUAGAAAGAAAAGAACUGAAGGAGGACCUAGUGGGGGUGAAAGCUCUGAGCCUCAACGCCCUGCUGAAAGAAGUGCACCGCCCCAACAACAGGCUGCUGGCCCUGGUGGGACUGGACCCCAAGGAGGAGGUAGAGCCUGGGGUCCCCAAGGAGGGCGAGGAGGUUAUGGUGGAGGCCGUGGUCGUGGGAUGCCUCAGCAACAAUAUGGCAUCCCCCAACAGCAAUAUGGCGCCCCAGCUGAUUAUCAAGGUAGGGGACGAGGAGGAUCUUCUCAGCAAGGAGGCCGUGGGGGAUAUGGUGGUGGCCGCAGUGGUGGUGUUGGCGGCGGUGGCCGAGGAAUAGGUCCUUCAUAUGGUGGCUCUUCUAGGCCACCAGUACCCGAGCUGCACCAAGCAACCUCAGUUCAAUCAUACCAAACUGGGGUGAGUCCUCAGCCUACAUCAUCUGAGGCGAGUUCUUCCCUGCCGCCUGAACCGGUGGAUUUGGAGCCAUCGGUGGGGCAGAUGGUGAUUGCUGAAGCUACUCCUACCCCUCCUCCUCAAAGUAAAUCAUCCAUGAGGUUUCCCCUCCGACCUGGGAAGGGUAGCUAUGGCAUAAAAUGCAUUGUUAAGGCUAAUCACUUCUUUGCGGAGUUACCUAACAAAGAUCUUCAUCAAUAUGACGUAACCAUUACUCCAGAAGUGACGUCUAGAGGCGUGAACCGUGCUGUUAUGGAGCAAUUGGUCAGGCUUUAUCGGGAAUCUCACUUGGGCAAGAGGCUUCCUGCCUAUGAUGGACGCAAAAGCCUCUAUACUGCUGGGCCCUUGCCAUUUAUAUCAAAGGAGUUUAGAAUUACUCUUAUUGAUGAUGAUGAAGGAGCAGCAGGAGGACAGAGGAGGGACCGAGAGUUCAAGGUGGUGAUUAAGUUGGCUGCACGGGCAGACCUUCACCAUUUAGGGCUGUUUUUACAAGGAAGGCAGACUGAUGCGCCACAAGAGGCUUUGCAGGUCCUUGACAUUGUACUGCGUGAACUCCCUACUACAAGGUAUUGUCCUGUAGGAAGAUCAUUUUAUUCACCCGAUCUUGGAAGAAGACAGCCUUUAGGUGAGGGAUUGGAGAGCUGGCGUGGUUUCUACCAAAGUAUUCGUCCAACUCAGAUGGGGUUGUCACUGAAUAUUGAUAUGUCCUCCACUGCUUUUAUUGAGCCACUGCCAGUUAUAGAUUUUGUCACCCAAUUGCUGAAUAGAGAUGUUUCUGCUCGACCUCUGUCUGAUGCUGAUCGAGUGAAGAUCAAGAAAGCUCUCCGAGGGAUCAAAGUUGAAGUAACACACAGAGGAAAUAUGAGAAGAAAAUACCGAAUUUCUGGCCUGACUUCUCAGGCAACAAGAGAGUUGACGUUCCCUGUAGAUGAAAGAGGAACUAUGAAAUCUGUUGUGGAGUACUUCUAUGAGACAUAUGGGUUUGUCAUUCAGCAUACUCAGUGGCCUUGUCUGCAAGUUGGGAAUACACAAAGGCCAAACUAUUUGCCAAUGGAGGUAUGCAAGAUUGUGGAAGGGCAGAGAUAUUCUAAGAGGUUGAAUGAGAGACAGAUCACUGCUCUUCUGAAAGUUACAUGCCAGCGUCCCGUUGAGAGGGAGCGUGAUAUCAUGCAGACUGUAUAUCACAAUGCAUACCAUGAAGAUCCUUAUGCCCAAGAGUUUGGAAUCAAAAUUAGCGAGAAGCUUGCUCAAGUUGAAGCACGCAUCCUACCUGCACCCUGGCUCAAAUAUCAUGAUACAGGUAGAGAGAAGGAUUGUCUUCCUCAAGUUGGGCAGUGGAAUAUGAUGAACAAGAAAAUGGUUAAUGGGGGUACUGUUAACCAUUGGUUCUGCAUCAAUUUUUCAAGGAGUGUUCAGGAUAGUGUUGCCCGUGGCUUUUGCUAUGAACUUGCUCAGAUGUGCUAUAUAUCUGGCAUGGCAUUUAAUCCGGAGCCAGUUGUCCCACCAGUCAGUGCUCGCCCUGAUCAGGUGGAGAAAGUUCUAAAAACCCGUUAUCAUGAUGCAAAGAAUAAGCUUCAGGGAAGGGAGCUUGAUUUGCUCAUUGUUAUUUUACCUGACAAUAAUGGAUCUCUUUAUGGUGAUCUCAAACGUAUAUGUGAGACAGAUCUUGGACUAGUUUCACAAUGUUGUUUGACUAAGCACGUCUUUAAAAUGAGCAAGCAGUAUCUCGCAAAUGUGGCAUUGAAAAUUAAUGUUAAAGUGGGAGGGAGAAACACUGUACUUGUUGAUGCACUUUCACGGCGCAUCCCCUUGGUUGGAGACAGACCCACUAUUAUUUUUGGAGCUGAUGUGACUCAUCCACAUCCUGGAGAGGAUUCAAGUCCAUCAAUUGCAGCUGUUGUGGCUUCCCAAGAUUAUCCGGAAAUUACAAAGUAUGCUGGUUUAGUCUGCGCCCAAGCUCAUAGACAGGAACUCAUUCAGGACCUUUUCAAACAAUGGCAAGAUCCAGUCAGAGGAACAGUGACUGGUGGAAUGAUCAAAGAACUUCUUAUAUCUUUUAGGAGGGCUACGGGACAGAAGCCACAACGCAUUAUAUUUUACAGGGAUGGUGUCAGUGAAGGUCAAUUUUACCAAGUUCUACUGUUUGAACUUGAUGCUAUUCGAAAGGCAUGUGCAUCCCUUGAACCCAACUAUCAACCUCCUGUUACAUUUGUUGUGGUUCAAAAGCGUCAUCACACGAGGCUCUUUGCUAGCAACCAUCAUGACAAGAGUUCUGUUGACAGGAGUGGCAACAUAUUGCCUGGCACAGUUGUCGAUUCCAAAAUCUGUCAUCCAACAGAAUUUGACUUUUAUCUUUGUAGCCAUGCUGGAAUACAGGGUACCAGCCGUCCUGCUCACUAUCACGUGUUGUGGGAUGAAAACAAUUUUACUGCAGAUGCUUUGCAAACUCUUACUAACAACCUUUGCUACACAUAUGCUAGAUGCACACGAUCUGUUUCAAUUGUGCCUCCUGCAUAUUAUGCCCACUUGGCUGCUUUCCGUGCAAGAUUUUACAUGGAACCAGAGACGUCCGAUAGUGGGUCCAUGACGAGUGGUGCAGUUGCUGGCCGUGGAAUGGGUGGCGGUAUUGGUCGAAGCACCCGAGCACCUGGAGCUAAUGCUGCUGUGAGACCACUACCUGCUCUGAAGGAGAAUGUGAAGAGGGUUAUGUUUUAUUGUUAAGAUAUUUUGUUGACAAAAACCUUGCUUUGUCGAGUGGUUAUUCGUAAGUGUGUGCUGUCAUUUGGUAGGGACCAAGUUAAUGUGGUGUUGUGAAUAAAUUGUUUUUAGAUUGUAUGAUUUUGGCAAAUCCUCGGAACUCCUUUGUAGAGUGAUCAGGAUCCUAAUUUGAUGCAGACUAUGUUGUGGUCAGUUUUUGUUA
Messenger RNA from Vigna radiata var. radiata (mung bean), 3565 nucleotides. RefSeq names its product protein argonaute 1. Gene Ontology annotation, biological process: regulatory ncRNA-mediated post-transcriptional gene silencing. Lineage: Eukaryota; Viridiplantae; Streptophyta; Magnoliopsida; Fabales; Fabaceae. Bases 184 to 3366 code for a protein of 1060 amino acids. Gene Ontology annotation, molecular function: protein binding; RNA binding. Gene Ontology annotation, cellular component: cytoplasm. The record is from RefSeq and is a predicted model, not a curated record. The transcript is spliced from 22 exons.